Triticum dicoccoides is the source of this 1009-nucleotide messenger RNA. RefSeq lists its product as uncharacterized. Lineage: Eukaryota; Viridiplantae; Streptophyta; Magnoliopsida; Poales; Poaceae. The record is from RefSeq and is a predicted model, not a curated record. The transcript has 5 exons. The coding region runs from base 183 to 590 and encodes 135 amino acids.
UUUCCUCUCUCUAUUUACUAAUCGUCUCCGCCCCGCCCAUAAUUGCUUCUCCUCUUUUCUCCUCAGGCCAACACUUUGCGCGCUCAUGUAUAACAUCAUCGACCUGCCCCUACCAUGAUGCAUCUCCGUCCGGCUUGCCUGUUUGUUCCGCCCUCUCUGUUCUAUGUAAGCUAGACCGCGCCAUGCUUUCUCCAUCUAAUCUCCAUCUUGAAGGAAACCAGUUAAUCUUGGCACUCAGCCUGAUGCCCUUUAUUUAUUAUUUAUUUUUCGACCUGGUGAUGCAUCUAUUGACAAGGAAGAGUGAGGUGCGGACUAACAAAAGCACAACAAAAACCUGGGCACUAGGAAGUAUUAUAUGUUCCCGUCGGGGACGAUGUGACAUCUGCAUCAAUUCAAGCAAAGGUUGUUGUCUGUACUGUGUGGACAAUGUUUUAGUCACGCUGCCAAUUAUCCGUUUUCCACCAAUUGAUGACUUCAAAUUAUUGAAGGAGAGCAUGGCAUACAAGGAUAUGCGGGCAUCCAAGUUUGAUCCAGCUGAGGAAAGAUAUCUGGAGCUGCAUUUCAUCGCCAAACCCGUGGGCAACAUGUAGAUCUGUGAGCCCUUAUGCUUUGAACUUGAACAUGAACCUGGAUGGUGUGGACAAUAUGGAUAGUCGCAUUGCCGCUAUCCGUUUUCCUUCAAAUAAGAUAGCACACGAAGGAAGACAGAAGGUAUCAUGUUUGGUGAAUCUGAGCGAGGGACAUUGGUGAUGGGUAUGCGCACGACAGUGGACAAUGGAUGCUGAACACGAGGUACAUCCAUCCUAACGGUGGCACGACGGAAGCAAAGCGCUUUCCCAAGCUUGUCGAUCCAAAAUUCAUAACUUGGGAAGAUGGUAGUAGUUUUAUCUGGCACUGAGCUGUUUGGGUGAUGAGAAAUGAGUGGUUGUAAGGGAGUGAUGGGCGUAGAGCUGCAUUAGGCGCUUGCAAUUAUUUCUCAUGCAUUAUGCUGCCGAAAUUUCUAACGAAA